Thermothelomyces thermophilus ATCC 42464 is the source of this 4940-nucleotide messenger RNA. RefSeq lists its product as uncharacterized. The transcript is spliced from 4 exons. NCBI's taxonomy places the organism in Eukaryota, Fungi, Ascomycota, Sordariomycetes, Sordariales, Chaetomiaceae. Gene Ontology annotation, molecular function: ATP binding; ABC-type transporter activity; ATP hydrolysis activity. The coding region runs from base 159 to 4844 and encodes 1561 amino acids. Gene Ontology annotation, biological process: transmembrane transport. Gene Ontology annotation, cellular component: membrane. The record is from RefSeq and is a predicted model, not a curated record.
UCCGUAUUGCUGUCAAAGUACCCACACGCCAGAAAGCCAGUCAGGUCGCUCGGAGAUAGCACGUCAGCGCCGAGCUCCCGUUGACACAAAUUUCUCCCGUCGAGUUCGCGACGAGGUUGCUUGCUUGCUUGCAUCCAGCCACUGCAGGCCUGCCUGCAAUGCCGUUGCGUGAUCCCAACUCGAUGUUGAAGGUUCUCGGAGCAGGAUUAGCCGUCAUAGGACUCUGCUCAGUCCCGGCGCUCGGCAGCACCGUAGCCCGGCUUACCAAGCGAGACGCACAGCAAGACACGUACGAGGAUGGCGACGGUAAGGCCUCGCCCGAGUCGCUGAAGGCCUACUCGGCCAGGCUGCCCAAGGCACUCGCCGUGGUUUCGGCGGGUGCCGGGCUCGCCAUCUCCAUUGUCCUCCUGGUCAUUUCAGCACACGCCAAGGGGCAGGUGUUGACAAGCAGUCUCGGCACUGCUUCCUGGGCUCUCCUCCUGUUCCAGGCCAUCGCCAUUGCUUCGAGCAGAAAUUCGGUUCAGGCGUAUGAUCUGGGACUCUACACCUUCUUCGCCGCCACACUCCUGGCCGGCAUCCUCCUCUCCCUUGGCACCGAGAUUGGCGAGGAUCUGUGGCACUCAGCACCCUUGUCCUUUGCCCUCCGCGCGGCCGAGUUGGUCUCGAGUAUAUCGCUUGCCGUCUCGACUCUCUGCAUUCCCAGGCGCCCCGAUGUCUUCUACCAAGGCCAGCUGGUGGAUCGCAUGUGGACUGCAUCCGCUUUCAGCCGUUUCACAUGGUCUUGGGCGUCGGACCUUCUCGCCCUCGCUUCGAAGAAGAAAGAUCUAGACCUGGAGGACCUCCCGCGGCCGAACCGAUUUGUCCGUGCCGCCUCCGUGUCUGCUAGCUGGAGAGCGCAAAAGAACACUGGGAAACGUCUCUGGCUGGCUUUGCUUCUAGCCCACUUCAAGCCUCUGGCGCUGCAGUGGUUCGUCACCCUCAUCGCCUCGAUCCUGAAUUUCGCCCCGCAAUGGGUCAUCUUGCAGCUGUUGAGGUUCCUUGAAACCCGCGAGCCCGGCGGCGGGCGGGAGUUGGACGCCUGGAUGUGGGUGGUCUGGCUAGGCAUCGUCAUCAUUGCACAGGGGUGGGUUGAGACCUACGUCUGGUGGCUUGGGUAUGCCGAACUCCAGAUCCCCGUUCGUGCUCAGCUGUCGGCCCUCAUCUUCGAGAAGUCGAUGCGCAGGAAAGACGUAAAGGGCGCGGAUGACGCCAAGAAGAAGGCUUCCGAGGAAGGAAACGCAGAGUCUUCGUCAACUGCUCCAGACCAGCCCAGGCCGGCGGCGGAAGCGGACGACUCAGAAGAGCAUCUCAAGAAGAGUAAGCAGAGUACCGUCAACUUGAUCGGCGUCGACGCAAAGCGUGUCUCGGACUUCAGCGCUUUCCAGAAUCUGUUCCCGGGGAGCCUCUUCAAGCUCAUCGUUUCGCUCGCCUUCUUGCUUGACCUCCUGGGUUGGAAGGCGCUCCUGGGCGGCUUCUCUGCCAUGCUUGCCAUUAUGCCCGUCAACAUCUACUUCUCCAAGAGGUACUCUGACGCCCAGGAUCGCCUGAUGAAGGUCAGAGAUGAGAAGAUGGAGGUUGUCACCGAGGCGCUUCAGGGCAUUCGCCAGAUCAAGUUCUCCGCCCUAGAGCCCGAGUGGCAGGCCAAGAUUGGCGCGGUUCGGGAACGGGAACUUAGCGCCGUUUGGACUGUCUUCAUAAACGAUACCAUGCUCAUCGGCUGCUGGGUGACGAGUCCGAUCCUGCUAGCCGCCAUUUCUCUCGCCGUCUACGCUGUCGUCCACGGAUCGCUGGCACCGUCCGUGGCCUUUGUCAGCUUGGGCGUCUUCAAGUCGCUCGAGAUGACGCUGGCGGUUGUUCCAGAGCUCACAACGGAUCUUCUGGAUGCCUUGGUCUCCAUCAACCGUAUCGAACAGUACCUAAACUCUCCGGAAUUGGAACAGGUCUCGAAGCCCGCCGAUGAAAUUUCUUUCCAGGAUGCCUCGAUCGCCUGGCCCACGGACGAAGAGGUUGACGAGUCAGAGAGGUUCGUCCUCCGAAACAUCAACGUCACCUUCCCCAAAGGCGAGUUGUCCGUCAUUUCUGGCAAGACUGGCACUGGCAAGAGUUUGAUGCUGGCCGCCAUCUUGGGAGAAGUAGAUAUCCUAGGCGGCACUCUCUACGUUCCGCGUGCACCACCGCUUUCGGAACGCCAUGACGAUAAGGCACACAAAGGUAACUGGAUCAUCCCCAACGCGAUUGCCUACGUGGCGCAGAUCCCCUGGAUCGAGAAUGCCAGCAUCAAAGACAACAUUCUGUUUGGGCUGCCCUACGACGAGGAGCGAUACAACAAGACCAUUGAAGUCUGCGCCCUGAAGAAGGAUCUCGAAAUGCUCGACGACGGUGAGCACACCGAGAUCGGCGCCAAUGGUAUCAAUCUUAGCGGCGGUCAGAAAUGGCGUGUUACCCUCGCCAGGGCCAUCUACUCACGCGCCGGCAUCCUCAUCCUGGACGACAUCUUCAGCGCUGUCGACGCACACGUCGGCCGCCACAUCUUUGAGAGGUGCCUCAAUGGAGACUUGGCUGUCGGCCGAACGAGGAUUCUGGUCACCCAUCAUGUCGCGCUCUGCGAGAGCAAGGCGAAGUUUCUGAUGGAGCUCGGCAACGGCGGCGUGCUGCAUGCUGGCCUCCUCUCAGAGUUGCGCGAGGAAGGCAUGCUGCAGAAGAUCAGGACCCAUGAGCAAACGGCCGAGGAGAUAGAAGCAGACGAGUCUGCUACCGCUGUAAACUCCGAAGACUCCUCCGUUAGGGAGCGGGAGCAAGACAGUGCGGUCACCAGCACCCCUAAGAACCCCCCGGUCAUGGCAUCAGAGGCUCGAAAGUUUGUCGAGGAAGAGACGCGUGAGCGAGGCGCGGUCAAGAAGCACGUUUACAUGACGUACCUGAAGGACAGUGGCGGAUUCUUCUUCUGGGCGUUUGCGCUUUGCAUUUACCUGCUCGUGCAAGUGUUCAACAUUGGUCGCUCGUGGUGGCUCAAGAUCUGGACGGGCAAUUACGAGGAGCAGGGUAACUAUCAACAGCACGCCCUUGUUGGCCCAGAGGAUUACGGAUAUCCCUACACCGAGGCGGUCCGUCAGUCGAUUCACGCCAUGUCCGCGCCCGCCACCUCGAUCCAGGGCAGUCUAACCUACUAUCUCGGCAUUUACGUCGCUCUGGCCCUCAUAUCCUCCAUCAUCGGUACCUUGAAAUAUCUAUACGUUUACAUCGGCUCGAUCCGUGCUAGCCGGAAGCUGUUUGAGAAGCUUAACUUUACCAUUCUGCACACCCCUACCCGAUGGCUGGACACCGUGCCCCUUGGCCGCAUCCUGAAUCGCUAUACAGCCGACUUUAACACCAUCGACUCGCAGCUAGCCAGCACAGUAGGCUUCGGUGCGAAUUCGUUUCUGAGCCUCCUGGCCGUUGUCGUCGCUGGGCUUUUUCUGUCACCGUACAUUGUCCUCUUCGCCAUUGUCCUCCUCUUGGUUUGCCUCUACUAUGCCAUCCUCUACCUCCACGGGGCUCGGCCCGUCAAAAGACUGGAGAGCACGACCAAAUCCCCCGUCUUUGAACAGUUUGGCUCCGCCCUCACUGGCGUCACCACCAUUCGUGGAUUCGACAAGGCCCCCGUCUACGUCGAUCGGAUGUACAGGAAGAUUGACGAUUAUUCGGCCUCAUCGUGGCAUCUUUGGCUCUUCAACAGGUGGAUGGGCUGGCGGAUGUCGCUCGUGGGCUCAUUCUUCGCGAGCUUUGUCUCAAUCUUCAUCCUCCUCACUCCCGGUAUCGACUCGGCUCUAGCAGGCUUCGCGCUGGCCUUUGCACUCGACUUCUCGAGUUCGGUCAUGUGGACCAUCCGGAUGUAUGCCAAUAUCGAGCUGAAUAUGAACUCAGUGGAACGUAUCGUCGAGUACACUGAACUUCCGACAGAACCGCUUGACGGUCAAAAGCCCCCUGCCGCGUGGCCUACGGAAGGGCGCAUCGAAGUCAACGAUCUGGUUGUUGCAUAUGCCCCUGAUCUUCCGCCUGUGUUAAAAGGCCUAAACUUCACCGUCAACCGGAACGAGCGCAUCGGCGUGGUUGGCCGAACCGGAGCGGGCAAGUCCUCUCUAACUUUAGCGUUGUUCCGCUUCCUCGAGGCGAGGUCGGGCAGCAUCUACAUAGACGGCCUCGACAUCUCCAAGAUCAGGCUCCACGACCUCCGCUCGCGUCUGGCCAUCAUCCCGCAGGACCCUGUCCUCUUCUCCGGCACGAUCCGCUCCAACCUCGACCCCUUCGACCGCCACACCGACGAGGAACUGCGUGAUUGCCUGGAGCGCGUCCAUCUCGUCCCCAGCGGCGCUUCCGCUUCCUCAUCCGGCUCCGCAACACCCGUCGGUUCCGCCGCGCCGAAGAACGCCAACAUCUUCUCCGACCUCUCCUCCCCCGUCUCCGAGGGCGGCCUCAACCUCUCCCAGGGCCAGCGCCAGCUCCUCUGCCUGGCGCGCGCCAUCGUCUCGCGCCCGCGUGUCAUGGUGCUCGACGAGGCGACGUCGGCCGUCGACAUGCACACGGACGCGCUGAUCCAGCGGAGCAUCCGCGAGGAGUUCACCGACUCCACCCUGAUUGUGAUUGCGCACCGGCUGAGCACGAUUGCCGACUUCGACCGCGCGCUCGUGCUAAGCGACGGGCGGGUGGCCGAGUUCGGAACGCCGAGGGAGCUCUGGGAGAAGGGAGAGUCCGGCAUCUUCAGGGGCAUGUGCGAGGAGAGCGGCGAGAGGGACAAGUUAAGGGGUAUCAUUUUCGGGGACGACUGAGGAGAUCUCCAUUUCUCGAGGGUCUGCAGAGUUUGGUUUGGCGGCUGAGUUGGGAAAUUCGUCUAUUGUCACCAAGCUAGGAGGAGGUGUGUGCUG